UUAUCGGAUAAUCGAUAAGCAGAGUCAGCUGUUUUCCGUUCUAUCGUCUUGCUUGCACAACAACUUCUGCGGCAUAACUCCAUUAUUUUACUGCAUUAUCCCAAUAUACUGAAUCAAAAUGCGCCUGACGAACGUUUUAUUCAAGAAGGUUAAGAGCAAGCGAAUCAUGGUCGUGCUGGAAAGUGUGGUCAGUGGACAUCAGUAUAAUGCUUUUCGCGAUCGUUUGGCCGACAAAUUGGAGAUAAUACGGUUCGAUCCGUACAUUCAACAGGAUAGCCUUUAUCGCGAACGCAAGAAAAUCCGCAGCGCGUAAGAAACCAUUUUUUGUUAGUGAAGAAAUUAAAGUUAAAACCAUCAAAAAAAUCAAA
This is a messenger RNA of Drosophila santomea, 368 nucleotides long. It is a transcript of the gene mRpL33, whose product is annotated as 39S ribosomal protein L33, mitochondrial. Gene Ontology annotation, cellular component: mitochondrion. NCBI's taxonomy places the organism in Eukaryota, Metazoa, Arthropoda, Insecta, Diptera, Drosophilidae. Bases 119 to 313 code for a protein of 64 amino acids. The record is from RefSeq and is a predicted model, not a curated record. Gene Ontology annotation, biological process: translation. The transcript is spliced from 3 exons.